CAGCCUCCCUCCCCUCAGCCUCCCUCCCCUCAGCCUCCCUCCCCUCAGCCUCCCUCCCCUCAGCCUCCUCCCCCUCAGCCUCCCUCCCCUCAGCCUCCCUCCCCCUCACCUCCCUCCCCUCAGCCUCCCUCCCCUCAGCCUCCCUCCCCCUCAGCCUCCCUCCCCUCAGCCUCCUUCCCCUCAGCCUCCUCCCCUCAGCCUCCUUCCCCUCAGCCUCCCUCCCCUCAGCCUCCCUCCCCUCACCUCCCUCCCCCUCAGCCUCCCUCCCCUCAGCCUCCCUCCCCUCAGCCUCCUUCCCCUCAGCCUCCCUCCCCCUCACCUCCUCCCCCUCAGCCUCCCUCCCCCUCAGCCUCCUCCCCUCAGCCUCCCUCCCCUCAGCCUCCCUCCCCUCAGCCUCCCUCCCCUCAGCCUCCUUCCCCUCAGCCUCCCUCCCCCUCACCUCCCUCCCCUCAGCCUCCUCCCCCUCAGCCUCCCUCCCCUCAGCCUCCCUCCCCUCAGCCUCCUCCCCCUCAGCCUCCCUCCCCCUCAGCCUCCCUCCCCCUCAGCCUCCCUCCCCUCAGCCUCCCUCCCCUCAGCCUCCUUCCCCUCAGCCUCCCUCCCCCUCAGCCUCCCUCCCCUCAGCCUCCCUCCCCUCAGCCUCCUUCCCCUCAGCCUCCCUCCCCUCAGCCUCCCUCCCCCUCAGCCUCCCUCCCCUCAGCCUCCCUCCCCCUCAGCCUCCCUCCCCCUCAGCCUCCUUCCCCUCAGCCUCCCUCCCCUCAGCCUCCCUCCCCUCAGCCUCCAUCUCCCCUCAGCCUCCCUCCCCCUCAGCCUCCUCCCCCUCAGCCUCCCUCCCCCCCUCCCCCUCAGCCUCCCUCCCCUCAGCCUCCCUCCCCUCAGCCUCCCUCCCCUCAGCCUCCUUCCCCUCAGCCUCCAUCUCCCCCUCAGCCUCCCUCCCCUCAGCCUCCUUCCCCUCAGCCUCCCUCCCCUCAGCCUCCCCACCCCCUUCAGCUUCUCUCACCCCUCAGCCUUCCUCCCCCUCAGCCUCCCUCCCCUCAGCCUCCCUCCCCCUCAGCCUCCCUCCCCUCAGCCUCCUUCCCCUCAGCCUCCAUCUCCCCUCAGCCUCCCUCCCCUCAGCCUCCCUCCCCUCAGCCUCCCUCCCCUCAGCCUCCCUCCCCCUCAGCCUCCCCACCCCCUUCAGCUUCUCUCACCCCUCACCCCGGCCACGCGGCCAUUGUGGAUGUCCCGCAUCAGGUGCAGCCCCGGGGCCUUUGCAAGGCAUCGUUGCUGAGCCACACCCUGGCCAUCUUGAUGUUUUUGGGGCAGGCUCAGCCAAUGAGGAAGCGCAGCGGGUGCCGGGAAACAGUUGCCAUGACACCGGGAGCCGCUGGUCCCUGGAAAGGCUUGGUCCGAGGACCCGGCUCCAGCCACGUGGACGGGGAUGUGGCGCAGCUCCCGACCCACCGACCUGCCAUCGCUGGCUCUCAGAGCGAGUCUCACACACCUGAUGUGAAUCCGGCUGUGUGCCCCCUCUCGGCAUCAGCUCUGUCCUGCCCCGGGGCCUUUGCACAGCUGUAUCCCCUGCCCUGGGACCUUUGCACAGCUGUAUCCCCUGCCCCGGGUCCUUUGCACAGCUGCAUCCCCUGCCCCGGGGCCUUUGCACAGCUGCAUCCCCUGCCCCGGGGCCUUUGCACAGCUGCAUCCCCUGCCCCGGGGCCUUUGCACAGCUGCAUCCCCUGCCCCGGGGCCUUUGCACAGCUGCAUCCCCUGCCCCGGGGCCUUUGCACAGCUGCAUCCCCUGCCCCGGGGCCUUUGCACAGCUGCAUCCCCUGCCCCGGGGCCUUUGCACAGCUGCAUCCCCUGCCCCGGGGCCUUUGCACAGCUGCAUCCCCUGCCCCGGGGCCUUUGCACAGCUGCAUCCCCUGCCCCGGGGCCUUUGCACAGCUGCAUCCCCUGCCCCAGCUGCCCGCAGAGGCCUGGGAAGUCUGCGCAGGCGCUGUGGUGAUUCAGCCGCCGCAGGACUCGCAGCCAAUGGACGUGCUUCGCGAUGAGCCGCUGGUCGUGGUUUUAAGCGUGAAGAAACUGCCCCCGACCCCCGCUGCAUCCGCAGCAAAGGCAGGAUUUAAGGACUCGGAUGGGGCAGCUGCAAAAGCUCAGAGCCGCUGA
Messenger RNA from Peromyscus californicus insignis, 2142 nucleotides. Its product is annotated as basic proline-rich protein-like. Lineage: Eukaryota; Metazoa; Chordata; Mammalia; Rodentia; Cricetidae. The record is from RefSeq and is a predicted model, not a curated record. The annotation marks the transcript as partial. The transcript is spliced from 13 exons.